AAAAACGAUGAACUCUUCGGCGAGGUGGAAGACGGAUACGGCUAUCUGCAUUUGUGUCGAUCGUUCCAUAAUGUCAAAUUGCCUUUCGCAAAGAGCAGCUGGAGAUUACAGUUGACCUUGACUAGUGUAUAUAUACGAAGAACUCGUUCAGAUUUGCUUUAAGUCCGCUGGAGUCAAUUCAAAGUGUAGCGUCAUAAAAAGGAUUCACCAAUCACAGGUGGGAAAGGCAAAAUGGCGAAGGCGGUGACAUUUUGCUUAAUCGCGAUAGCAUUAGCUUGUGUGUAUGGGCAAUCCACGCCAACCAGCAAUGAUACGAGCACCGAUAGUCCGGACGACAUAUACUCAUUGGACGAAGAGGAUUUCAAGCUUUGGAUAGCCGGAAGGACACCAAAAGCAUGGGAAACUAGUACUCGCCGUGUCAUCACUUCAACGCAAAGCACCCCCGCAUCGGAUGAUAAUCGAUUACUGAGUCAGUUCGAUUCAUCUGAACCGGUGACACCACAAGAGCUUAGCGUCACACCAAUACCGAACGCGGAAACUACACCAAAGACUGAUGGACGCUCUGAAACUCAGGGCUACCUCUACCCCCGUCCUGGCAAUCUCCAAAACUGGCUUCAAUCACACAUGCUGCAGUCGCAUCAAAUCAACAACCAACUGAUGGCCGAUGUCAGUGCGCUUCCUUACCCUCCCAGAUAUGUUGGUGCCGUUCCGGACUGUAUCCCAGCUAGUGAAGCCUUCAACUUCCGUCCAGCAUCGGCAUCAUUCCAGACCUUAGCAACCAUUCAUCGUUUCCAUGAUAAUGUCCCUUCCCAGCCUUUACCAUUUCCGGGAAACUCACAUCAUGGCGACGCGUUUUUGAGCCAGCACCAACAUCAGCAAAAGCCACCACAACAACAACAGCAACAACCUACAAAGCCCGAAGAACCACAACAGCAGCACCAACUGCAACCGUCGGUCGCUCCUGCACGACAGCAAGGUCACCGAAUUACGGAGUUCCACGGUAAUCCGCACUUUUUCCACCCACCACAGGCGCCUUACUCAUCAGUUGCCAUAGAAUCACCGCCGUUGGUUUACGGUUUUUAUUGAAAUGAUCUUGCUUUUUCCCUUAAGACUGAUUUGAAAUAUUGUUAAAUAAAGUUAUGCCUCUGAAACAUUGAUU
Molecule: messenger RNA, 1159 nt
Organism: Aedes albopictus (Asian tiger mosquito)
Lineage: Eukaryota; Metazoa; Arthropoda; Insecta; Diptera; Culicidae
Exons: 2
Coding region: 232-1086 (284 amino acids)
Source: RefSeq, a predicted model, not a curated record